Messenger RNA from Nerophis lumbriciformis (worm pipefish), 1221 nucleotides. NCBI's taxonomy places the organism in Eukaryota, Metazoa, Chordata, Actinopteri, Syngnathiformes, Syngnathidae. The record is from RefSeq and is a predicted model, not a curated record.
AUGAGGACGUCCAAGAAGGGAAGCGUGGAGAUGCCCGCCUUCGUCAGGCAGCUGGUCAAAGAGACUGAGAAGAGGGUCAGCUCGUUCUUCAAGGGGGGGCGGGGAGGAGCGGCCGAGGGGGAGCGCCCCGUCGACGGGGAGAAUGAGAAAGAGGAGGCGCUUCCCAGCCCUUACCUGGACAGGCCCGUGCUGGACAAACUGAGCGAGGAGGGCUGCGUCCGCUGGGGUCUCACCUACGCCCUGUCCAGCAUGCAAGGAUGGAGAGCCAACAUGGAGGACUACCACAACUGCGUGCCUCAGCUCGGGGGGGAACUAGCCGAUUGGAGCUUCUUCGCCGUCUUCGACGGGCACGCGGGCGGCACGGUGGCGCGGCACUGCUCGCAACAUCUUCUGGGGCACAUCCUGGCCACAGGUGGUCUGGGGCCUGAAGAUGACCCCGACAGGGUAAAAGGGGCCCUGACGGAGGGUUUCCUGCAAACGGACAAGCACCUGCACACCGUGGCCCGCCGAGAAGGAUGGGAACGAGGCGGCACCACCGUCGUGGCCGCUCUCAUCUCGCCCUGCAACAUCUACUUGGCCAACUGCGGCGACUCCAGGGCCGUCUUGUGCCGCUCGGCUCAGGUGCGCUUCUCCACCGAGGACCACAAACCUUACAGCCCCCUGGAAAAAGAGCGCAUCGAGAGCGCCGGCGGAUCCGUGUCCCUCCAACGCAUCAACGGCUCCCUGGCCGUCUCCCGGGCCCUGGGCGACUUUGGCUACAAAGGGGCGGAGAACAGGACGCCCAACCAGCAGAUGGUGUCGCCCGAGCCGGAGGUGAGCGUGCUGGAACGUUCGCCGGCCGACGAGUUCCUGGUGCUGGCCUGCGACGGAGUGUGGGACGCCAUCGGCAACGAGGACCUCUGCGCCUUCGUCCGAAACCGGCUGCUGGUCUGCACCGACCUGAGGGACGUCUGCUCGCAGGUCAUUGACCUCUGCCUCUAUAAGGGCAGCCUGGACAAUAUCAGCAUCAUUCUGCUGUGCUUCCCCGGCGCUCCCCAGCUGUCCACCGAGGCGUUACACCAGGAGGCCGAGCUGGAGGAUCUGCUGGAGUCCAAAGUAGCAGAGAUUUAUGAUGAGCUAUGUGCCAGAGGGGAAGAUCCUGAUUUGCUGGCUGUCCUCACAAUUCUCGCAUCUGCAGUCAUCCCGGGAUUACCACCAGGGGGCGGCAUUCAGAGCAAGUGA